Messenger RNA from Octopus sinensis (East Asian common octopus), 6816 nucleotides. Its product is annotated as MAM and LDL-receptor class A domain-containing protein 2-like. The transcript has 35 exons. Gene Ontology annotation, biological process: proteolysis. The record is from RefSeq and is a predicted model, not a curated record. NCBI's taxonomy places the organism in Eukaryota, Metazoa, Mollusca, Cephalopoda, Octopoda, Octopodidae. Gene Ontology annotation, molecular function: serine-type endopeptidase activity; protein binding. The coding region runs from base 27 to 5972 and encodes 1981 amino acids. Gene Ontology annotation, cellular component: membrane.
AUAUUUUAUAAUCUAUUUAUUUACAGAUGAUGAAAAUGAAGACAUAUCCUUGUCUGUCUCGUCAUACCUAUCUGACAUUGUUCGUAUUUGCAGCUUUAACUGUAUUUGGACAUGCUCACCUUAAUGGAGAUAUCGCCAUAGAAAAUGAUGGUUUAGUUAAAGUCUAUACCAAUGAUCAAUGGACAGCUAUAUGCGUAUCAGGAGACUUUACAGUUCAAUCUCAAGUGCUGUGUCGGAGUUUCGGUCAGCAAUUUUCCUUUUAUUAUUCAAGUAGUGCAUAUUUACCAGGCACAUUCAGAAAUUUAGCAUGCAGAGGUGAUGAAAACUCACUAUCAGCUUGCACUGAUUUUUAUUUUUCUUCUUAUGGCUGUUCAUAUAGCAAGCUUCAUGUUCAAUGCCAGAAUAACUCAACUAAAGCAUUUUGCCCAUUUGACAAUGACAUUUGUGGAAUGAUUAUUGAAGGUACAAAUUAUAAAUGGAUACGUGUUUCUCCUCAAGCAUCCUCAGGACUGUCAGCACAAUCAGUACCCAAAAGUGAUCACACGACUGAAAGUUAUAAAGGAAAAUAUAUGCUUGCUUCUGCAACUGGUUUCCCUGGACAAAAAACAACUUUGAGAACAAAACCCUUCAGUGGAAAUCUCGGCAGUGUCAGUUUCUACCUUCACAUGUCUGGAAGAAACAUGGGAAGCCUAAAUAUCUCUGUUCGAACUAAUAAUUCUAGCAAAAAAUCUAUUGGAUCUAUAUCAGGCAAUCAAGGCACUGGAUGGAAACAUCAAUGUCUUCCCGUGAAUGAGGGAUAUGGGAAUCAUGAAAUCAUAUUUGAAGCUAUCCAAGGAAAUGGUUUUGACAGUGAUAUUGCCCUUGAUGAUGUCACCUUAUCAGAAAAUAGCUGUUCAAGUCACUGGAAUGUUAGCUGUGAUUUUGCGAGUGGCACUUGUGGUUAUAAUAUUCAAAAUAAGGAAUAUGUAAGCAGUGGUUGGAGACUUCUCAUUACUGGAAAGUACAAUUAUUCUACUUCCGAAAACUACCUGCUAUUUUCUUCUGGUUACAACUCAGAGAUAAGACACUCUAUAAAGUCACCUAUGAUUGAUAUUCCAAAUGAAAAGAUGAAACUUGAAUUUCUCUAUAAUAUGCCUGGGACUAAAGCUCAAGAACUACAAGUAAGAUUUGUGGAAGAUGCACUUAAACCAUUGUUUUCUAAAACACCAUAUUUCUGGCAAGAUUCUGGAGACCAUGGAACUGAGUGGCAAUAUGGUUGUAUGGAUUUACCAAGUACACGUGGAAGAAUCGUAUUCACUGGUAUUGCUGAAAAUAGCUAUUCAACCUUGGGUCUUGAUGAUUUAGUUAUUGAUAAAGGCAACUGUCGAACUGGUAUCACAAAUCAUAAGUGCACAUUUGAUAAUCCACUACUCUGUGAAUAUGAAAUUACUUGUAUGAAUCCUAAUGAAUAUACAUGGAGGAGGAAGAAGGGAUCAACUCCAACGUCUUACACUGGACCUGACGGAGAUAAUUCACAAAAAAGAAAUGGACACUAUAUGUAUGCAGAAGCUUCUUAUGGAAAUUACAAUGAAACAACAAGCCUUAGGUUUCCAGUUUCAAAAGAUGCCAAAGGGAGACAACUGAAAUUUGAUUACCACAUGUAUGGGAGUCAUGUUGGUCAACUAUAUGUUGUAUUUAUCACUAGUCAAUCUUCAAAUGAAGAAAUAGUUUGGAUGAUGAAAGGAAAUAAAGGAGAAUACUGGCUCAAAGCAUGUGUACCUAUUAAAAAUGACAUAAGUGAAAUCAUAUUUGUAGCUGUAAAAGGAUAUUCAUACCAAGGAGACAUUGCAAUAGACAAUGUGGUAAUUGAAGAAAAAGGAUGCCCUGGUCCCUUUGAUUGCGACUUUCAAAAUGGAAUCUGCAAAUAUAGCAUUGCCUCUUAUUACGGUUUUGGAUGGUAUAUUCGGCAUGACUAUUCAUACGAAAGUAAUACAAACAAUUACUUAUACAUUUAUUCAAGAACAGAUACUGAAAAUUCAGAAGUUUACAUACGGUCACCUCAAGCAGAUGUGAAGGAAAAUUCUAGUGUCACCUUCAAAUACUUAAUGAGAGGACCUAUGAAAGAAUUUGCACUCUUUACUUAUGACUCUUAUUCAUCGAAGGAAUUGUUGUGGUCUUCAAAUUUCAAUGAUAUUCCUGAAUUCAUUACUGCUUGUGUGGAUUUUCCAAAUUCAACAACAUUCGGGCUGAAUUUUCAGGGUACAGUAAAUGCUAAUUCAUAUUGGGACGGAUAUAUAUACUUGGAUGAAAUUGAAGUCCAUAAUGAAACAUGUAAAUUGGGUCUUACAUACCAUUUUUGCAAAUUCAAAGAAGUACAUCUGUGCAAUUUCCAAGUUAAAUGUCCAGAGAAUACCAGAUAUAACUGGAGCCAAGGAUCUUCUUCAGAUUACCGAGAGAUUCCAUAUCUUCAUCGCUACUCAAAUGACAGACACUAUUACAUGUAUGUUGAUUCUAUAAAUGGCAAACCUGAAGACGUGACACAUCUUUCUUUUCCAAAUGUUGAACCCCCAGCAGGCCAUAGUUUAUUCUUUGAUUAUUAUCUCCAGCAAGGAGCUGGCAAACUUCAGAUUGAGAUUGAAACUGCAAAAGGAAAGGAACUUGUGUUUGAAGAAGUUAGUGUUGCUCCAUCAUCUGCAUGGCUAUCUGGAUGUGUUCGGGUAACAAAUGAAGAUACAGACAUUGAAUUUAUUGCAACACAUGGGUAUGGAAUGGGUCAAUAUAUUGGUCUCACGAAUGUUGGUUUCUUGGGAAAAGAAUGUCAAGACAGAAAUAUUUCCUGUGGUUUCACAGAAGGCACAUGCCAGUAUGGCAACUUAAAUUACUACUCAAAAUGGGAAAGAAUAAAUUCAAGAAAUGAUACUGACCUAACAGAUGGCUUUUAUAUGAAAACUACACUCUUCUACUAUAGUGAAAGCAAUUUGGCAUCUCCAACUGAAAAUAUCACCAACAGCUGUGUACAAAUUAGAUAUAAGAUAAUCAACAAAAAUUGCAAGCUGACCAUCUAUAAUGCCUUUAACAACAACACUAUUUUAAGUAUGGUGAGUGAUGAUACAACUCCAUGGGGAAUAGCUCAAGUGUAUAUUCAGCAAGAGAUUACAAAACUCGUUUUCCAGGCACAAAGUGUAAGCUAUGGAGUGUGUGGAGUUUUACUUGAUUAUGUCUACAUCAGAGAAAAUAAUUGUCCACAAUUAGAUUGUCCAGUUGGAACAAGAAAGUGUAAAAAUAAUUAUUGUUAUAGUGAAUCUAAAGUAUGUGACAGAACCAAUGAUUGUAGUGAUGGUAGUGAUGAAAUGAAUUGCCCUGAUUCAAUUUCAUGUGAUUUCGCAACAAAAUACUACUGUGGUUAUAAAAUUGCAUAUGGAUGGGUACCGGUAUUGGAUAAUGGUACUAGUUUCUUUAAUGUUCCUGGUAGUAUGCAGAUUAUAGGAACAAAGGGGAAAAUGCUGUCACCCAUGGAAACAUUGGCAGAUUCAUGUGUGAAUAUCAAGUUUACUACAGCUUUUGCACUAACUGGGAAUUUCUCAGUUAUUUUACACCAGAAGAACCCUAAUGGAAAUAAUUCACAUCAUCUUGCUUGGAAUGAAUAUUUCUUUAGUCAAAGAGAUGAAACAUAUGAAGGACAAUUCCAGCUUCCAGCAGGGACAAGUUUUCUUACAUUCAUUGCGGAUAUCAAGACCGGGGGAAUGGCAAUUAAUAGUGUCAACAUUUAUAAUGGAACCUGUCCUGAAUUAAAUUGUCCAAAGUAUAGCCAUAAAUGUUUAGACAAUUCAAAAUGUAUCAAUGAAAAAAAUCUGUGUAACAAUUACGAAAAUUGCAUUACUGGCAGUGAUGAAGCAAAUUGUCCAAAAUACUUUUCAUGUGAUUUUGAAGAUACUAAUAUGUGUGGUUGUAAAAGUCACCCAGAAAAUGCAUGGGGGAUAUCUACUGGAAUGUUUGGCAAUAUACCCUCAAUUGAUAAUUCAGAAGGAACAUAUGAAGGCCAAUAUAUAAUGUCAAAUUAUAGUAAAGAAAGCAAGUUUACAGUACCUCAAAUAGAAAUUGAAGAGACUUUCUGCUUUAACUUUCAUUACAUGUUUUAUGGAAAUGGUACUGUAUCGGUUUAUGACAAUGAUACUUACCUAAUGAGCCUUUCUAAAUUUGAUUAUGAUAUGUGGAGAGGUGUCAAUAUCACAUUGUCUGGAGGAAUUCACAACAUUCACUUUGCAUACUCAAAGGAGGGAAACAGCACAUCUGGAGCAAUAGCACUUGACAGUGUUUCAAUAAUCCCAGGAAGAUGUUUAUACAAACGUUGUGAAGAAAACUGGUAUCCUUGUAAUAACAAUGCCACAUGCUAUUCUUUUUCUGAAAAAUGUGAUGGUAUGGAUCAUUGUCCCAAUGGAGAAGAUGAAUAUAAUUGCUCAGGUGUAAAACGGGAGUUUAAAUUAACUCAUGGCCGAACUUUGAUGUCUGGAAGAGUGGAAAAGCUUUAUGGGUCAGACUACAUACCAGUUUGUAAGAGCUAUCUCUCAGAUGACAUAGUGAAUGACAUCUGUUCGGAAUUAGGAGCCAAUGGCACUACAACUCAAACAAGCAUAAAAACGUACAUGACUGGAAAUUAUUAUUAUUAUUAUUAUUAUUAUAAUUAUUAUGGUUAUCAGCGAUGGGAUUUAUACAAUUGUGAUGGACGAUGCCAAUGCGAUACCACUUAUGUGACUUGUUCCAAUACAAGUUGUGAAAAUGGUGAAGUUAGAUGUCCUCCCGGUCGCAAUGAAACCAAUUCUACAAAUGUAUGCAUUCGUAAAGAAAGUAUGUGUAAUGGAGAAAUUGACUGUGAAGGUGGCACUGAUGAAAAGAAUUGCGCUUCAUGUGCAAUUGGAAAUUGGCAAUGCAAAAAUCUGAAAUGCAUCAAACAAGAACUUCGCUGUGAUGGUAAAAAAGACUGUGAUGAUGACUCUGAUGAAUUCUAUUGCUUUACAUACAUAAACAACACAAUUCUAGUGUCCCACAAUGGUUCAUAUGAAAAUAUUUGUGAAGACAACUUGAACAGUGAAAAAAUUGCAAAUCAUUUGUGUUCCUCUGUUGGAAGAAGUAAUGGAACAUUUGGUAAUUCAAUUGAGGGAUUUGGUGUAAAAUUCACACAAAACCCUUCAGACAGCAAUAUGGGACUGAUUCCAGGAUUCAAAGCAAAUUCCUUCGAGAAGUGCAAAUACAUGGUAUUGGAAUGCAGUAAAGAAGUUUGUGGUACUCGAAAACGAGAUUUGUUUGAACCCAUCGUUCAGAAUGGACAUAAUGCUUUACAAGGUGAAUGGCCAUGGGUUGUGGAGUUACUCAGAGGAACCAGAUUUGUUUGCACUGCCUCAUUGAUCAGCAGAUAUUAUGUGCUUACUGCAGCUCACUGUGUAGAAAACAACUAUUACGGAUAUUCAGUAAGAACUGGAUCUAUAAAAAGAGGUGAAGGAAAACUUUAUAAGGUGACUCAAGUCUUAAUACAUGACGAGUAUGGGCAUUUUAUAAAAGGUUAUGAUUUGGCACUUCUUUAUAUAGAAAGUGGAAUUAUAUUGACAGAUGAUGUGCAACCAAUUUGUCUUCCAGAAAAACCUGCCUCCAUAGAUAAAGUCUACUAUGUGACUGGUUGGGGUCGAAAUGAAAAAGAUGAAAGUGUAUAUACUUUACAAGAAAUCAAAAAUGAAAUUGUAGAGUAUCAAAACUGCAGAAAGUAUUUCUCAGCCAUCACGAAGGCUGUAAUAUGUGGCAAUAAUAAAGAGUUUUAUUCACCAAUCUGUUUUGGUGACAGUGGAGGCCCAUUCCAAACACAAAAUGACCAUGGUCAAUGGGAGGUGCAAGGUGUUUCCAGCUUUGUUGCGAAAGACUGCAGAUAUACUGUGUCAUAUCCAGCAGGAUUUUCUGCUGUUUAUUCCGGAAUAGAAUGGAUUAAGAAAUAUGUACAUGUCUAAAUUCCAUUCAAAAUAUCUCUUGCGAUGUUCAAAAUUAUUUUGUACUUAAACUAAACUGAUUUCAUUAACUGCUUAAUCCUACAAUAAUUCUUAAAUCUCACCCGAUGACUUAAAUUUGAAUCGUAUUCAAUGCUUGCUUCCUUUAAUUCUAUGAGUUUUGUUUAUACAUAUCUAUUCAAAGUUUAAAUAUACAAAUGUAUUCUUGUAAUAUCGUUAUUUUAAUCAUAAAUUUAUUACGUUUUAAAUUGAAAGAUUGAUUUUCACAGAAAUACCUUCAAACUGAAAGAAUUGAAAGAAUUAUAAUGAACAUUAACUUCAAAAUAAAUUACUGCAAUUUUAAAUUUAGGAAUCAUGCUGACAUGAGAACAGAUAUGCACACACACACACACACACAUACACACGCGCGCGCGCGCGCACGCACCUACACACAUGCACACACACAGAUGAUCAUAUGCACACAUGCGUGCGCACGCAUACAUACACAUACACCUUUCUAGAAACUACAAUCAUCUGUAAUUUAUGAAAGUAUGUAAUUUUAGCUAUAAACAAAACCAGUUAAAUAUUUGACACUGUAAUUAUUUGUUAUCAGCCAUGCGUUUUUGUUUUUUGCUUUUAGCUUUUUCUAGGGUUUUUUGUUUUUCUUGUCAACUUCAGUUUUAACUUUUACUUUGCAAAAAUUUUUUUAGAAUUAAUCAAUUCACUUGUUAUAUGACACUUUACAUAAUUCCUAACACUUAUAUUCAAGAAAAAUUUUGCGAAUUAUUUUCAAUGAUGAAUUAUUCAAAAUCUUAAAAGUAAACAUUUGUAAUGAUUCAAAAUCUUUAAUAAAACUUAAUCAGUGUGA